Messenger RNA from Nakaseomyces glabratus, 435 nucleotides. It is a transcript of the gene EXP1, whose product is annotated as Exp1p. NCBI's taxonomy places the organism in Eukaryota, Fungi, Ascomycota, Saccharomycetes, Saccharomycetales, Saccharomycetaceae. The record is from RefSeq and is a predicted model, not a curated record.
AUGGACUUCUUCAAGUUUCUAAUUGUUCUGGUUAUCGUUGUCUUAUUUAUCCUGGUGUUACCAUGGCUCUCAGGUAUUGGUUCAUAUAGUAUACAAAAAGCUGCUGUAUCAAAUAAAAAGAGUCCAGAUUCCAGGAGAGAGAAGCUCAAAAAUAAAUUAGAUAAAAGUGUCGCUUUGAACUUCUCCCUGAAGGAUAAAAACGACGAAAGUGAUGGCAAGUCCAGUCAUGUCUCCAAGAGAGGUGAGUUCGACAUAGAUUCAAAAACAGGUUUAAAAAGAAGAGUACUUUCAAGAUAUGACCAAGAUCCUAACAAUUUUGACUUUGAUAUUGAUGAGCUUAUAGAUGAAGACAGAAAAGAGGAGGCCAAAGAAGAACAACAAAGAAUAAAAAAAUUUGGCGGGAAGUCUUCCGAAGCAUACGAAGGAUUUGUUUAA